This is a messenger RNA of Biomphalaria glabrata, 694 nucleotides long. RefSeq lists its product as uncharacterized. Lineage: Eukaryota; Metazoa; Mollusca; Gastropoda; Planorbidae. Bases 143 to 436 code for a protein of 97 amino acids. The record is from RefSeq and is a predicted model, not a curated record. The transcript is spliced from 2 exons.
GAUGGUUCCAAUGGAACUCUUCACUUUUCAUGUUGUCUCGAAGUGUAUAAAAACAGCCUGACGAUGAUGUUGGAAUCAUUCUCCGCUGACUCUCCACAGCUCAAGCAAGCGAUCUGUCCAGCAAGCAAUCUUAAGCUACAAAAUGGCAACAGGUCAAACUCUUUUCGUCCUUCUUGGCCUGGCCACCGUCGUCUGCUUGAUGCUGGAGACAGCUGAGGCCCACUCGCACCAUCACCAUCACCACCACAAACACAGCCAUAGCCACAAACACAGCCACUCCCACCACCAUCACCACAGCAGUAGCAGCAGCAGCAGUGGCUCAAGCAGCAGCUGCAAAUCCAGCGGCGGCGACACCGAAGAGCUUCUUCUCACAGCCCUUCUUUUGCAACAGCAAGCCGCCGCUGGAGCCGCCGCUGGUGGUGGUGUCGUCGGUUAAUUGCACCCAUUCAUUUUGAGGACACUCCUCUGGAAUCAUUAUCAAAAGCGCUUCAUUUUAUUUUUGUAAACAGACACAUUCUUGUGAUACAUGUCAUCAUAUUACAGGCACCGGGAAUUUGACAAUUAACAUUUCAUGCUCAAUCAGGAUCAGUCAGGGUCAAUAGAAUUACCUCAAAACCUGUACAUGAAAUGCCUAUUUCUAGUAUUUAUUGUUUUGUUUUUAUUCCACAAGUGAAUUCAAAUAAAUGUAUUUUCA